Molecule: messenger RNA, 417 nt
Organism: Rhizopus microsporus ATCC 52813
Lineage: Eukaryota; Fungi; Mucoromycota; Mucoromycetes; Mucorales; Rhizopodaceae
Exons: 1
Coding region: 1-417 (138 amino acids)
Cellular component (GO): mitochondrial large ribosomal subunit
Molecular function (GO): structural constituent of ribosome
Source: RefSeq, a predicted model, not a curated record
AUGCAGCGUUCAUUUCAAUUCGUUCGUACUUAUGCUACAAAGAGUAAAACACCCAACUUAAAGUUUAAGCCAAGUGUUCCAGUUAAAGAAACAAACCUUGCUGAAGGCAUCACAUUUAUUGAAAGACAACCUGUUGUCCCUGCUGAACGUCAAGCCACAGCUGCUCCUUUGUUACGUCAAAGAAAGCAAUACAACACACUAGGUGAUAAAGAGAUUAACGAAAUCCGUCAAUUAAGAGAAUCAGAUCCUACUGUUUGGACACGAUCAGCAUUAGCAAAAAAGUUUGGCUGUUCUGAAUUAUUUGUCAGUAUGGUUGCUCCCUUGAAGAAUCCAGUUGUGCAGGAGCAAAUUGCCGAUCAUGGUUAUAGACGUCAAUUAAUUAAAGAAAACAGACAAAGAAGAAAGGCUCUAUGGUAA